Gossypium raimondii (Peruvian cotton) is the source of this 1173-nucleotide messenger RNA. Its product is annotated as CASP-like protein 5A2. The transcript has 3 exons. The record is from RefSeq and is a predicted model, not a curated record. Gene Ontology annotation, cellular component: plasma membrane. Lineage: Eukaryota; Viridiplantae; Streptophyta; Magnoliopsida; Malvales; Malvaceae. The coding region runs from base 432 to 998 and encodes 188 amino acids.
UUCUUAAACCUGAAGGCAAUUAAAAAGGCAUCACCAACAUUCACUUUCUUAAUCCCAGAUUUUAUUUUUUUUAAUUAUUUUAGUUUGACGAAUCUCUGUUUUUAUUUGGUAACUGUGAAAGUUUGUUGUUAUUUCCUUUUACUCGAUCUGUUAGUAGCAAACAAGAUUCGAUUAUAAUUUUUUUUUUACCUUUUAAGGAAUGGUUACUUGAUUAGAGAAGAGUUGUUUGAUUAUCUCAUUUGUUGAUAAGUUACAUGAGCUGAUUUUCAAUGGCGAUGUUUUAGCGGUUUUGAAAUCUCUCUUUUUUUUCCUUUUUUUUUUAAAUUUCCGUUUGAUUACAGUGUAAAUCAGUGAAAAAGAAAAAACGCGUUUGGUUAUAUGAUAAGUUUCUGGAGCUGUGAGUAUGAACUGAAGGAGAUUUAGUGGCAGAGAUGAAUGUAAGCCAUGCUUCGGUUCACCCAGCGGAGUAUCCACCGACCACGGACGCAGGCGAAGGCGGAGGCGGUGGCGGUGGCGGAAACAUCGAGGUGCCGAGAGUAAGGAUGAAGGAUUUUCAGGGGAUGCCCGGUACCCAAGGGGGGCUUGCGUUGCGGAUAUGUCAGUUUGUUUUUGCCGCUGUGGGACUUUGUAUUAUGGCAACAACUAGUGAUUUUCCAUCCGUUACCGCCUUUUGCUACCUUGUUGCUGCUACUGGCUUGCAGAGUUUAUGGAGCUUAUCACUAGCUAUUAUUGACAUUUAUGCUCUUCUAGUGAUGCGUUCACUGCAGAAUUAUCGAGUUGUUACUUUCUUUACCAUUGGUGAUGGGAUCGCAUCCACUUUGACAUUUGCCGCAGCUUGUUCUUCUGCUGGCAUAACCGUUCUUAUUGACAAUGAUCUUGAUAUCUGUUCGCAGAACCAUUGUGUGCAGUUUGAAACUGCUACUGCAAUGGCCUUCAUUAGCUGGUUUACUACAUUACCUUCAUUUCUCUUCAACCUUUGGUCACUGGCAUCCCGAUAGAAGGUUACACAGAAAAAAUGGGUGUAAAUGAUGCAUUUUAUUAUGCCAAGUACCAUUUUCUUGUAACAUUCUCGGGUGCUUGAAAACAAAAACUUGUUUGUAUGAUUUUAAAAGUUGUAUAGUUUGGUCUAUAACUAUUAUCAAAUUGAAUCAACAGCAUCCCCUAUUAAAAACA